This is a messenger RNA of Bicyclus anynana (squinting bush brown), 1158 nucleotides long. RefSeq lists its product as uncharacterized. Lineage: Eukaryota; Metazoa; Arthropoda; Insecta; Lepidoptera; Nymphalidae. The record is from RefSeq and is a predicted model, not a curated record. The transcript has 5 exons. The coding region runs from base 1 to 708 and encodes 235 amino acids.
AUGGGUCCGAAGAUAACUGCUGCGUUGCUUGUCGUUUACUUGGGGUACGCUGUUGGAGAUUAUAGGAACGAUGGGUUCCUGCCGAGCAGUUUCCAACAUACGGAAGAUCAGCUCGCACAGCCGUCCGCUAGAGCUGACAAGAGCAGAGAAGAGAGAGAUAACCAGCAAGACAGGACGCAGAGAUUUGGCGUUACAGACUAUGGGAGCACGGGUCCAUAUGGUAGCACAGCGCCGGGUGCCUACGGCCCCCUGAAGAUAGACCUCGGCGGAGUCCUGCUGGGGUCCAUCCUGGGCUUCGGCGCUGUUAUCAUCCUGCCCAAGAUCAUCCACGCCUUCUCGUAUGGCUAUGGGGGAUAUGGUCGCAGCGUGGAAACUGAUCUCGGUUCGAUGUCGGAAAUGGUGAAUCGACUCGAUGAGAUGCUCACUCGCUACAACAUCGACUCUUCAUCGUGCAUGCAACGCCUCGCAUGCUCCUACGUGCAGCUGGCCAAUGAGAACAUGCUGACUGGCAAUGCUACGGACUUCGACGCUUUGCUUACUAAUUUAUCCAGUAACUCUUUAGUGCGGCGCAUGCUAGAUGGCACAUCGAUAUACGAAGCGAUGUCGACCGGACGUUCUCUAGACGCCGAUUGUCAACAACUCUACCCCAAGUGUAAACUGGACAGGAAGACUGUUGUCAAAAUUAUAUCGCAGCUUGUACCUUCUUAGUGAUAGAAUUAGUAUUUUAAUUUUUAGUAUUUUUGUUGUUUCCAGAUUCAAUAAUUUUGCGCUGAGAAAAAAUACCGCUUAUACUUAAAGUACGUAGCAAACCAGCCCCCCCUAGCCAAGUGGCACGUCGAUUCUCUUUCUACGAUCGCUAACGCUUCGAAAACUAGACAGAUGUAUGGGAAUGACAGAUCUUGAUCACGUGACCUGUCUAUAGCAAAUGUCAUACUAUGUGUUGCUUCUUGUAUAGUAAGCUGCGCUGUUGCAAAUGCAAUUCUUGUUGUUUAACCUGUGUCUUACAAUAAAGGGCCGAAAACGGAACGUAUAUGGUGACAGCAUACUUCGCUCAUUGAAAGCCUAUUUAAAACCCAAGGACUUUCUCGCUAACCGCCAAACUGUCACCAAAUACGCUAUAAGCCGUUUUUAGAAGUAAAAGCUGAUUUUUUAUUAAGC